AUGGCGCCGGCGGCGCGCGCGGGCGUCGCGCGCGUCACCGAGCGCCUCCUUCAGCUCGCCGUCGACGCGGACGAGCCGCCGUCGACGCGCGAUGCCGCGAACGGCGACGUCGGCGAGCGCGACGACGUCGGCGGUCACGGCGAACGCCAUCGCGAACGCGAUCGCGAUCGCGCGACGACGAGGGACGUCGACCCGGCCGUCGCGGUCGACGCCUUGCGCGCCGCGUACGUCCCCGGAGGCACGUCGUUCUCGGACGUCCGCGACGCGUUCGUGGCGCUGCUGCCGAGCGUGACGAACGCCGCCGCGUUCGUCGUGGCGUGCGCGGAGUCGCUCGCGAGGAGGACGCCCGUCGCGUCGUCGUCGUCGUCGUCGUCGUCGCCUCUCACGCAGAUGAUGCUCUCGGCGCUGUCCACCUUCGCGACGCCGGCUCCGCGCGCCGCGUUCGCGACGACGGACGCGAACGCGACGCGCGUGGCGUGCCCGCGCGCGAGAGCGCGCGCGGCGAGGCUCGUGAUGCGCGUCGUGCGCGCGGAUAUGCGACGCGAACGCGUCACUGGCGGAGGGGAGACGACGGAGGACGCGAUCGCGGUCGACGACGAUUUCGACGACGAAUUAUUAAAUCUCUCGAUGGAACCCCGCGCCGUCGCGAGGCUCGUCGCGGUCGUCGGCCUCGAUCUUCCCGACCUAGUAGACGCGCGCUGCCGGACGCGCGACGACGACGACGACGACGACGACGACGCUGCUGACAUGGCGCUGACGUGGUACGUCGGACGAAAUGUCGGACACAUGUCCGACGCGUCGCGCGUCGCCGCCGCCGUCUCCCUCGUCAAACACUUCAACCUCGUCGCGUUCGCGACCCCCGCCGCGCUGGCGUCGCUCGUGCGCGCGGGGCACGACGUCCUCGCGGACGCGCUCGCGGGCUGUCUCGAUCGCGCGGCGAGGGAGGCGUACGCGAGGGCGCACGCGGGCGUGGGGACGCGCGCGGAGUGGAAGCGGUUGGCGCGGCUGGGGCUGCCGGCGACGACGACGAAGGCGCGGUCCCUCGCUUUCGAUCCCGACACACCGCGCACCGCGACGCCUUGCGACUCCGCUUCUGACGCCUUUCGACGCCUCCCCGACGUUCGCUCGUACGGACCCUCGAAUUACCCAAAGGCGGGCGGCGCAGACGUCGAGCGGCGGCUCCGCGCGCUCGCGCGCGAGGGGCGAUGGGACGUCGCGAACGCUCUCGCGGGUGAAGACGCGGCAUCGAUCGCGUUGAUGAAGACGUUGACCGCGGAGGAGGACGCGAUGAAGAAGACGCGAUCGGAUCUGCCGCCGGCGCCGGCGCCGGCGCCGGCGCCGGCGAACGACGACGGCGACGGCGACGCGCGGUUCUUAUCGCUGGACAUCCCGCCCGCGUCGAUCCUUCUCGUGGACGCGGUCGAGACGCUCGACCGCGCGAUCGACGCUCUGAAAGACGACGUGGUGAUCGGUUUGGACACGGAGUGGAAGCCGGACCCGCCGAGCGCGCCGCGCGGGCGGCGGCGGGCGAAAUGGCAGCCGCGAAACGCCGGGAAGAAGACGGAACGUCCACCGCCGCGGAACCCCACCGCGCUCGUGCAGCUCGCGGGCGAGCGCGGCGUCGUCCUCGUGGACAUGCUCGCGCUGAGGUCGAGCUCGGUCGAGGUCGCGGCGGCUCUGCGCGCGAUCCUCACGGCGCCGCGGAUCCGGACCGCCGCCGGCGCGUCGGAGAGAGAGUUAGAACGACACUUAAUAAAAACGCCGCCGACGGUGGUCGGGUGGGGCCUCCGCGACGACCUGUCGCGGCUCGCGGCGUCGUACCCCGGCCCCAUCGCGGACGCCGUCCGCGACGUCGCGUCCGCGCUGUGCCUCCAGGAGCUCAGCGGCCCGAGAGGCCACCGACCGGGGCUCUCCGCCGCGUGCGAGGCGUGGCUCGGGAGAGGGUUGGACAAAUCGCAGACGACGAGCGAUUGGUCGCGGCGGCCGCUGACUGCGGCGCAGCUCGCGUACGCCGCGCAAGACGCGCGCGUGUGCGUGCGUUUGCUGAGAGAGGCGCACGGCGGGUCCGCGGCGGGAGCGGUGCCCGCGGCGGCGUUCUUAGGAGUUUUUCUUCAGAGUGGAUCGACCGCCGCGGAGAAGCGCGACCUCGAGGACGCGAGAGAGAACGAAGACGAAGAGAACGAAGACGAAGAGGAAGAAGACGACGCUCGCGCGUCGACGCCGCUGCCCCCCUCCGUCGUCGCGGCCGCGCUGCGGGAUCGCCUCCCGAGCGCGGGCGGCGACCCCACGAUCAUCGAGCUCCCGCGCGACACCGGCCCGAGCGCGUCGGACGUCGCGCGCGCGCUCGGGGACGGCGUCGCCGCCGCCGCGGUGCUCAAGACGGUCGCGCUGGUGAUCCGCGGAGGAGGAGGCUCCGCCGCGUCCGCGCCUGAUGUGACGAAAGCCAAAACGCCGGACGCGCUCUCGCCGUGCGUGCUUCUCCUCCGCGGCGUGGAUAAGGUCGAUUUGCACUUGACCGCGGCGCACUUUAACGUCGCGCGACGGCGCGUGCGGCUCGCGACGGCGAAAGAAUGCGUCGAGAUGUUUGGAUACCCGCCCGGGAGCGUUCCGCCGCUGGGCCAUCGGCGAGCGACGCCGACGGUGAUGGACGCGAGGGCGAGGGGGUUUCGAGGCGGCGCGAUGUAUCCCGGCGCCGGCGCCGCGAAUUUGGUCUUCAAGGCGCUUCCCGCGGUGAUCGAGCGCGUCGCCGCCGCGGUCGUCGCGCCGGUCGCGGUCGGAAGCAGAGCCGAGGACGCCGGCGCGACGCCCGCGUCCGCCGGCGACGGCGCCGUCGGUCGUCGUCACAAAUUCGUCGCCGACGGCGCGCUCGGCCGCCUCGCGCGAUGGCUCCGAUGCUUGGGCGUCGACGCCGAGCACGUCCCCUCGGGCGUCGCGAACGAGCACGGCGCUCUGCUCGCGCUCGCGCGAGUUGACGACCGCGUGAUUCUCACGAGAGACCGACGGUUGGCGGCGCGAAGAGACGCGUCGGCGUCGUUUCUCGUCGACGCCGACGAUCCGCGGCGACAGCUCGCGAUCGUCUCCGAUCACUUCGGUCUGACGUUCGAACGAUCGAGGCUGCUGUCUCGAUGCGCCAAGUGCAACGGCGAGGUAUCGCGGCGGUGCACGGAGGAGGAGGUGGACGCCGCGGUGGCGUCCGGGGAGGUUCCGAGGGGCGUCAGGGAAGCCACGGAGGACUACUGGCGCUGCGGGCGGUGCGAAAAGAUUUACUGGGUCGGUCCUAAGUCGCACCUCGCGAUGCGGUUCAUACGCUGCACGGUCGCGCCGCUCGUGAAGAACGGCGGCGACGCGGGGCUUGAAGGCGAAGAUGCCGAGGAGGAGGAGGAGGAGGAGGAGGAGGAGGAGGAGGAGGAGGAGGAGGAGGAGGAGGAGGAGGAGGAGGAGGAGGAGGAGGAGGAGGAGGAGGAGGAGGAGGAGGAGGAGGAGGAGGAGGAGGAGGAGGAGGGCGAAUACGUCGAAGGAGGCUGA
Molecule: messenger RNA, 3525 nt
Organism: Micromonas pusilla CCMP1545
Lineage: Eukaryota; Viridiplantae; Chlorophyta; Mamiellophyceae; Mamiellales; Mamiellaceae
Exons: 3
Coding region: 1-3525 (1174 amino acids)
Biological process (GO): nucleobase-containing compound metabolic process
Molecular function (GO): aminoacyl-tRNA deacylase activity; 3'-5' exonuclease activity; nucleic acid binding
Source: RefSeq, a predicted model, not a curated record